Molecule: messenger RNA, 1641 nt
Organism: Phytophthora sojae
Lineage: Eukaryota; Oomycota; Peronosporomycetes; Peronosporales; Peronosporaceae
Exons: 6
Coding region: 1-1641 (546 amino acids)
Source: RefSeq, a predicted model, not a curated record
AUGGAGCAGAAGAAAUAUUUCAAGCUGGUCGAUGGAGCUGGCCGCGCUCGAUCCGAGGGUGGGGUGGACUUUUUGGAGCUUCGAGCUGGUGCUGAUGUCGGGGAAUUCCUCGCGAGGCUCCUCUCGUCGAACAUCAAGGUGUUUCCCAACAUGGAGGCGCAGGAGGCAUUGACGGCCGACUCGGGCUUGGAUGGCUACGGAAGGGCAGCGUUCGAGAGAACCCAAGCUAUUCUCCCACCAGGAGUCGCGGCUCAGCACCUCCGAGUGUUUGCGGGCAGCGAGGAGCAGGAAGCUCUGAAUAUCGGCACGGAGCUGGGUGGUCAUGGGGUGAAUCGAUCUGACCCGCUGGUCGUUGAGGUGCCUCGGGUCUGGUUCGAGCUGGUGGAUGAAGGCACUAGUGGUGUAUUCGUUGGUACUAACCCAGCUUCAGUGCCUCUAACGAAGGACGACACCAUUGAAACUCUCCUGAAGGCAUCACCGAUCGGUGAGCGUGGAAAGAUACAGAAGACUGCGUUUGUUGUGAAGGUGCCUGCGCGCGAGGUCGAGAUUAAAGAAACGGAGGAUGAGAGUGUAUUGGAGGAGUUGCAGCUUUACCAAGAGCGAGGGCGGAUGAUCCGCGAAGACUGUCAGGAGUACUGCAACUCCAUUCUGGAUAAAAUCGACGAGUACUAUUUCCGCCCGUCUUCUCCGAUGCAGUUCAUGUGCGUGCAAGGAUCGUCUGGUACGGGGAAGUCGCAGCUAGCUUUUGCGUUGGACGGCCGACGACCAUACUUCUACUGGAUCUCCCGUGAUGUUGACGGGUACUCGCAAAGUAUCUAUCGGACUGUGGCGUCGCUAUCGAACGAGUUUCUUUACUACAUGAGGAAAGACAAACCACAGCUUGAGGAGGAGUGUCAUCUCUUGUACACCCGCUCUAGGUUCUACUCCGGUUCCUGCUUCGAGAAGCGCAAAGCGUACAACGCUACACAUGGACAAUGUGACCUUGACAGCGUCCGAGCUAUCGUCACAGAGAUGAUGGAGGAGGAGAAGAAAAGAGGAACCAAGCUGCCAUUUUUCAUUCUGGAUGAAAUGGCAAUCGACACGAGCGAGGAGCCGGACGUGGCAGCUUUCCAGCAGAACGUGUUCCGCGCCUGCGAUUUGGUGGUGAUUCUCAUGGCCACCGACGCGACGAUCACCGACUUGUAUCAACGGCUACGCUCCGGCAGCUACGCCGACUCGAUACCGUGGAUGUCGAUUGUCCCGAGAUUUCCUAGCUACCAACUCGUGCUGCUUUCGGCCAGCGAACGUCUAGAGUGGUUCAAGGCAGUCGAACGGUACCCAAUUGUGGAAAGCAUUGUGAUGCAUUCGCGCGGGAGGUUCUCGAGGUAUUUCGUGGAGCAAGUCAAACGUAGCGACGUCUACGUGCAAGGUGUGGAGAACAAUAACGAGAAGGCAAUGCUGCUGUUUGAUUGCAAGUGGUGUAACAAGGUCGUCGAUAGCAACGUCAUGAGCGAGAUUCUGAAGGGGCUGGAUGACGCGUGGUCGGGGUGGGAGUUUGUGGUGGUGUUCAUCAAGGAGCUGGCGGGGGUUAUUGGCAUGGAAUGGGAUCGCCCGACCAUUGGUUGUGCCAAAAUCAAGUGCCAGCAGGAUGCAAGAGAAUAA